AUGGAUACCGGCGGGGAGAGGCCAGAGGUGGAGAAAGAGGAUAGUAAGAUGAAACGAAGACCCUCGGAGAACUUGCCCGGUUCCACUUAUUUUUUCUUCAGAAAGACAACUUUUCCGUUUCCAGGCGAGCCUGGGCAGCGGGCGGGCAGGCGGGCGGGCGAAGUGUCUAAUUUCCCUUUUACUUCUAAGAUGGCCACUGAUUUUCUUUCUUUCUUUCUUUCUUUCUUUCUUUCUUUCUUUCAUUUUCUUUCUUUCUUUAUUUCAUUCAUUCAUUUUCUUUCUUUCUUUCUUUAUUUAUUUUAUUUCUCCUUUCUUUCUUUCUUUCUUUCUUUCUUUCAUUCAUUUUCUUUCUUUCUUUUUUCUUUCUUUCUUUAUUUUAUUCCUCCUUCCUUCCUUCCUUCCUUCCUUUCUUUCUUUCUUUCUUUCUUUCUUUCUUUAUUUCAUUCAUUCAUUUUCUUUCUUUCUUUCUUUCUUUCUUUCUUUAUUUUAUUUCUCCUUUCUUUCUUUCUUUCUUUCUUUCUUUCUUUCUUUCUUUCUUUCUUUCUUUCUUUCUUUCUUUCUUUCUUUCUUCCUUCCUUCCUUCCUUCCUUCCUUCCUUUAUUUAUUUAUUUCUUUAUUUCUCCUUCCUUUCUUUCUUUCUUUUAUUUCUCCUUCAUUCCUCUCUUUCUUUCUUUCUUUAUUUAUUUAUUUUAUUUCUCCUUUCUUUCUUUCUUUCUUUCUUUCUUUCUUCAUCUUUCUUUCUUUCUUUCUUUCUUUCUUUCUUUCUUUCUUUCUUUCUUUCUUUCUUCACGUUUCUUUCUUUCUUUUCUUUUUCUUUCUUUUCUUUUUUCUUUCUUUCUUUUCCUUUCUUUCUUUCUUUCUUUCUUUCUUUCUUUCUUUCUUUCUUCAGAGAGCAAUAUCUUUUUUAAAAUGUUGUUCUUCCUUUUAACGUUCGUUUCUAUUUUCUCAUCCAUUCGUUAUCCUCUUAUUUUUCUUAAUUUCCUGAACAAUUCUGCCUCUGCUUUAAAGAGGCUUAAAAAUAUUUGCUUAUAUUGGCGCGAAGCCACUACCACGACCAUUACUGAUACUCUAAGUGGUCACCCAUCUAAAGACUGGUCACUUUCGUUUAUCCUUAAAACCGGAACUCUCUUUAAUUAUUCAUUUUUAAUCAUUCUAGCACAAGGCGCACUUAUUUACAAUAAGUUGCUAAACGGUCACCUAUAUUAA
Messenger RNA from Acanthosepion pharaonis, 1206 nucleotides. NCBI's taxonomy places the organism in Eukaryota, Metazoa, Mollusca, Cephalopoda, Sepiida, Sepiidae. The record is from the annotation of a GenBank genome assembly.